Messenger RNA from Bemisia tabaci, 2882 nucleotides. Its product is annotated as WD repeat-containing protein 91. Lineage: Eukaryota; Metazoa; Arthropoda; Insecta; Hemiptera; Aleyrodidae. Gene Ontology annotation, cellular component: early endosome membrane; late endosome membrane. Gene Ontology annotation, biological process: negative regulation of phosphatidylinositol 3-kinase/protein kinase B signal transduction; early endosome to late endosome transport. The record is from RefSeq and is a predicted model, not a curated record. Gene Ontology annotation, molecular function: protein binding; phosphatidylinositol 3-kinase inhibitor activity.
AUUGGCUGAUAAGAAAACUGAGUUAUUUUCUUGUACUUAAUUCUUUAACAACUGUAAACUGUGUAUAAGUUUUUCUUCCUUUGUUUAAUACAUUCUCGUUCAUUUAUCAUGCAGAAUUUCACUUCCGUUUUGUUGUCGUUCAAUCAACAGAAAAUUUUGCCCUAAAAUGUACUCGCUGUAGCACUUAUGUUCUGCCUCGCUGUUCAUUACCAUGUCUCACAUUCAAUAUCUUGAUGAGCUUAUCAAAGAAUAUCUACUGUUCAGAGGGUUUCCUGGAACUUUAAAAGCCUUUGAUAACGAUCUCAAAAAUGACAAAGACAAAGGGUUUAGGGUUGACAAGAUAAUUGAGCAACUAAUGCAGUCAAUUCACUCUCAUGACCUAAAUGCGAUUCGUGACUUAUGGACUCAUCUUGAACAAAAGCUUUUUUCUAGAUUAGAGCAAGAAUUCUUUCCAGCUGCAAAGAAGUUGGAAUAUGCAAUUUACAAGUAUUACUUAGCACAAGCUGUUGCUUACAACAAACCCGACAAAGUAGCUGAGUUUUUGUCAAAAAUGACCUCAGAGCUACAAGGUCAAAAUGAAUGGAAAGACUGGUUUAUGCUGCCAUACAUGAAAUCUCCUGAAGAAAAUCCUUUAUUUGCAACGUAUUUCACAAAACAAUGGCAAGACACACUACAAAUUGCUCUCCAUAAUUUCUUGGCCUCUGUCUAUCAGGUGCUGCCGCUGCCAACUUUAGCAAGCUACCAAGAGGAAGCAUUAAGGUUUAGAAAAUUAGAAGAAGAAAAUGAGUCAUUGAAGCAGAAAUUAGCUAUGUUAGCAGAGCGUCAACAUAGUAUAACUUCCAACUCCAACGCUGAGGAUAGUGUGAAGCCACCUGUUAUAACGCAAUUAGAGCUUAUUGAUGAUUUUUAUAUUGUAGGAUUGGAAGCAACCUCAAAGGAACAACCAGCGGAAGGCCAAUCAAAAGGUUUAAAAACUUUAAUUCGUAAUAUUGGCAGCGGUCUCCCAUCAAGUCCUGUUAUGGGCAGGAAACAAUCUGGUGCUUACGGAAGCACAGAAGCUCUGAAUAUUCGCUCUGGAAAUAAGCAGUGUGUCAGUCCGUCAAAUGCCUCAGCUGGAUGGGUCAAACCAUCAAUUGGGAGUGAUUCAGGUGGAGGAAUAAGCAAAAGAUCAUCAUCAGUUGAAGGAAGAUCUGCAAGGGUCCGAGCAGGUAGAGACAAAUCAGUUGAUGCUUUGAGCCGGAGGUCGAGUGGAAAACCAACCCAACCAGGGAACACCUUCAUUCUUCUAAGCCAAGAAUCAUUCCUAAAACACAAGACAACUGUGACGCAGUGUCGCUUUAACUCCAGUGGGACAUUAGUUGCAAGCAGUGAUAUUCUAGGAGUUUUGAACUUAUGGUGUCCUACACCGUCACCAAGACUAUUAACAACAUUCCAGCUGAAUUCAAGCAUUCUUUGUCUAGAUUGGGUGAAAAGAAAUGAACGAUAUUUGAUUGUUGGCACUGAGAGUGGCACUAUACUUCUAGUCGACACUAGAGAACAUAAAAUUAUCUGGGAAACAGGAAAUGAUUCAAGCAGUCUUUUAUUCAACAAUAAAGUUCUGUGUGUAAGCUGCAGCCCUAUGGAGUCCAGUUUUAUCUGCUCUGUAGUGAAUAAAAGCAAUGAUGGGAAGCUACUAUUAUUUGACAUCAAAACAUCCAAAAUGGAGAAAGAAAUAUCUCAUGGGCGUGAAAGCACUGUUUAUGUUACUGCUGUCACAUACAACCAUAAUGGUCAGUUGCUCAUCGCAGGUUGUUCUGACGGCUCUGUCCUAACAAUUGAUGUUCGCCAUGCUGAGUGCAUAGAUUCCGUUCAAUGUCAUCAGACUGCUGUUCAUAGUAUACAGCUUACGCCGGACUUCAAUGCUUGGUAUUCUCUGGGAAACGGGGAUAAGUUAUACCGAAGAAGUCUGGAUUAUCGGUCAAAUGCGGUCGCAGUUUGGGAGGUUGCAUUGAAAAGGAAUGAAAAUAAUGACAGUGAAUUACCAUGGAGGUUUGUCUUACACCAUUCAGGAUCAUACAUUCUUGUCAGCUCAGGGCAGUGCAGCGGUCACAUUUACCAGAUUUCUCUCAAAGGCCUAACCUUGUCUCUAGAAUUAAAAGGGCAUGAUAGCCCUGUAGUUGCAUGUGAUUGGACGACAGCUAAUCAAUGUGGAUCAUGUAUUACCGCUUCAACUGAUGGCAAGAUCUGCGUAUCAACAAUUCUCCAUAACGCUCCAUGAUUUUAUUCAAAGGAAUAAUUUUUUACACUUACCAUUCCUUGAUUCUCUGCAAUAUUCAUGUAUCGUUGAUUGUUCUGUGAAGAGCUCUGCUCUUAGAUCUGGUCAUACGUUUUCUACUUCUUACAUACUUAAAAUUUUUAUUCACUUAAUACUUCCCCAGGAACAAAAAUAUUUUAGUCAAGCUUCAAAUUAUUUUUUUAAGUACGAUACAAUGUAUUAUGAAUACUUUGUCAAUUGAUUUUGAGCACGAGAUGUGAGUACAAAUUGGUCAUGCAUGUACAGGUUUCCUCAAUACGUUGAAAGUGUCUUGUCUUAGAAACAAUUUUUGAAAGAGAUGUGACUAUCAUAGGUAAGCUUCCUUAAAUUUAUUGAGUUGCUGAGCACCUUUUGGCACUCUGUUAUUGUGUGAAACCAUAACAUUUAGGACUCCAUUCAAGAUGAAUAUCACACUUUAUCCUACCAAAGAAAGUACAUAGUGUGCCAGAAAAGCACAAUUAAGUUUGCCGCUCUCUCUUUGCCUCAUACUAGAUUUUGUUACCUUUUAUAAUUGCUAUUUUGUGUUAUUUUUGUGUGAUUUUGUUAUCUGUGAUAAAGAAUCUAUAAAUAAACUAAUGAAGAAAAAAAA